Molecule: messenger RNA, 1673 nt
Organism: Exaiptasia diaphana
Lineage: Eukaryota; Metazoa; Cnidaria; Anthozoa; Actiniaria; Aiptasiidae
Product: zinc finger protein 85
Exons: 5
Coding region: 64-1314 (416 amino acids)
Cellular component (GO): nucleus
Source: RefSeq, a predicted model, not a curated record
UGUUCUUUACUAGCACAAAUAUUUACUCGCAUUAGUCAGUGGUCCCGCCAGCCAGGAACUAUUAUGCCUCGGGCGUUUCUUGUCAAGAAAUCAAGUACACUAUGCAUUCCUAUCGCCAGGGGAUCACCAGCGAAAAAAACAACACCCUCUCCAGAUGGCCAAAAACAAAGCGAGUUACCAUGGGAACCGUUGGACAUGUCAGAGUACGAACAUGGCCUGCAGACGGCAGAAACUGUGGAACUUGAGCUUGACUACCAGGGAUGCAAAAACAGACACACCCCCUCCCCUGUUCGGGAUAUGCACCUAAGACCAAGUCCCAUAUUGAACGAUGACAMAUUUUCAAGCAAAGGCGAAGAACCAAAACGUCGUAUUCCACGCUUCUACGCGCCAUUGAUGAAAAACAGAGAUCACGAGUUUGACGAUUACAGCGAAGAAGAUGUCGAGAAACCAUUUGAAUGCCGUCAUUGCAUCAUUUCUUUUUCUCGACUGAACGAUCUUCAAGAGCACAUGGAGCUGCAUACCAUGAAGACRCCCUUUAACAGUAACCAAGCUGACAUGCGUACAACAUUUUCUGAAAGUCUUAUUGAAAAUCAACUGAAAAGUAAUCAUUGCAUAAGUCGGUCUCUGAUUCGGCCGACGACCGGUUCGUACUCAGCCAUGUUCACACUCCUGGCAAGAGAACAAGUCAAGGAUUUAUUUAUCAAAGAGGGYGAUAAAUACCGCUGUCGACUUUGCAGUAAAGAUUUCACGCGACUGAGUGGAUUGAAGACCCAUAUUCGUAUGCAUACUGGAGAGAGRCCAUACGUUUGUGAGGUUUGUUCGUUUGCAUUCACGACGUCACGAGCUCUCAAGAUGCAUACAAGACUUCACACUGGAGAGAAACCUUACAAGUGCGAYGUGUGCGAACGUGCUUUCACAAGACGAGACGAGAUGCAUACACAUAUGUACAUUCACAAAGGUGAAAAGCCAUUCAAGUGCAACGAAUGCUCUGCUUCAUUCAUUCGAUAUGGUCAUCUUCAACGUCACCUUCUCAUCCACAGCGACGAUAAACCAUACAAGUGCAAGCUGUGUCCCAAAUCCUUUACACAGUAUCGUAACCUUCAGACUCACACUUACAAACACACUGGUGAGCGACCAUAUAAAUGCAAAUACUGCCCUAAAGGCUUUACACARUAUGGCACACUACAAGCCCAUGAACGCACGCAUACAGGAGAAAAACCAUUCAAAUGUCAGCUGUGUGAGAAAGCUUUUAUUACAUCAUCUCAUCUUCGAUGGCACAUCAAGACCCAGCAUCCAAAGAACCAAUCAGAAUAAAGUAUUUAGAAAAUGUUUGAGUGGACAUCUCCCCAAGGAGGCAAAUUUGUACAUAUUCCUGUCUCAUCCUCAAUGUUUUGAAUGAAUAGAUGAAUAGAAAAUUAGAUUUUACAGAAUAGAGUUUUUUUCAUAGGUUUGGUUAUAGAUUGUAAAACGAUUUUUUAACAGAACUGGGUUCUGUCUUGAAAAUGAUACUAUUAAAGGUUACCUCGAUGUCUUUAUAAGUGUCUUUGGUUCAGAAUGGGGGGGGUACCAUUCUUCCAUACAGUGUCUCGCAGCAGGCAKUCAUUGUUUUUAUUUCUCUUCAGCUAAAGUUAACAUUGCAGUGUUGUCUAAACACACUAGUUUCCACUCUUUCU